AUGACGAACACGGGUGCGAACAUUGGUCAGAGGCGCAAAGAUGAACGGCGCCCCCGCCCGGUGGUUACAUCCUCGGGAGACGUGACCCCUCGGAACGCCGACGGCGACGAGGUCAACAAGCUGGUAAAGCAGCCAGAGACGCGUCUUAUAGGUCAGGAGCAGCUAGUGGCUGAGGUAAAAGGCAUAUAUGCUGGUCUCGUUAUGGUCGAAAACAAGUGCAUAGAGGUCGACAAUGCACAGAACUCGCUCAACAACGAUUCGGCUUCCCCCCAGCUAAACACCAACCAGUGGCAAGCUUUGAUUGCCUUGCACCGCACGUUGCUACACGAGCACCUCGAUUUUUUCCUCGCCUCUCAGCAUCCUUCGGCAAGCCCAGCGCUGCGUCGUCUGGCUGCCAAAUACGCAAUGCCGGCGCGCAUGUGGCGACACGGCAUUCAUAGUUUUUUGGAGCUUUUAAGGCAUCGUUUGCCACAUUCACUGGAGUACAUGCUCACAUUCAUCUACUCUUCGUAUUCAAUGGUGGCGCUCUUAAUGGCCAUCGAAGAUGACGAUGUUCGCGACAGGGAGGUCUGGACCGCCGUUUCUCGCCAGUGGUAUUCACGAGGUAGCGACAAGGCGCCCACCACCGGACGCCUGUACCACCACCUAGCAAUUUUAGCGAGACCUAACGUUGUAGCACAGCUUUUUUACUACGCCAAGAGUUUGUGUGUGCCCAUCCCCUUCAACAGCGCCAGGGACUCAAUUCUCACCCUUUUCGAACCCAUCAUGGCUGGCACGCACGGUAAGCUGCACGCCGUCGAUCGUGCGUUGGUCAGAUGUCACGGGACUUUCUUCACCGGCAAGGGCGCCGAAGAUCUCGAAGAGGCGCGCGAUGAGUUUCUUUCCAAGCUCGACCUGGCUGUGGCCAAGGGCGCACGCCGCUGGCUUGAGGCUGGAUAUCAAAUCGCCGUGACGAAUCUUUGUUCACUUUUCGGCUAUGGCUUGCCCGCCAACGUUCUCAUGAGGGCACUUGAUGCUUCGACAAGAGAAGCUCCUAUGCCGAAAAUCGUAGUCGCAGACGAGGCGACUUCGGCCGAGACGCAAGCAGCUUCUUCAGAGACGCAGAAAUCGUCCAAAACUGAGGACGAAAACGGACCAGCUGCCACCACGGAAGCCAAAGAGGACGUGAUCGACCCCUUGAAACAUUUUAAACAAGUUCUCCAGUUUGUGGAAAGCACAGAUACGAUUGUCCUUUCACGGCUGGGGGAUCUGAACAUACUUUCUUACACCAUCGUCAAGCUGACGUUUCUGCUUGCGAUGGCUCGCUUGAAGGGCCCAGGUGGUGGCGAGCCGAUAACACCAGCAAUGUCGCACCUCGAGGCAUCUUUUCCUUGGCAUCUACUCUGUUUGUGCUUGAACUCUUUUGCCGCGGGCUUUGAAACCCCCGAGAAAUACGAAACGACCGAGUUUCCGCGUACGGCCGAGGGGAGGCCGCUCCCCGAGGACUGGGCGAUGCGCGGGCUUGUGUGGACAGAUCCGGCAGAGGUGGUUUUCCCGCGCGAGUAUUUCGCCGUCAAUGAAAGCAUGGAGGAAGACGAGAGGACUUUUGAAACGCCAUCGAUGGGAGAGCAACGUCGUGAAAGGUGUCUGUGGCUUGCGUACCAGAUCUCCCAGAUUGGGGCGUCAGGAGACGCCGACAAAAAGGGCAAGGAGGGACGUUGGAUCACGUACGAUCCCGACACAAAGAAGUUUAGUCCGGCCGCGAAGUACGUGUCAGACGUUGAAAUGCGGGCAAAGUUUCUGGACGAUGCGGACGUCGUCCCAGACACGAGCUCGUAAGCGUCAGUUUGGGGCCAGAAAGUACACUUGGAGCAGUUUCAGUACAAGA
Pyricularia pennisetigena is the source of this 1867-nucleotide messenger RNA. RefSeq lists its product as uncharacterized. The record is from RefSeq and is a predicted model, not a curated record. The transcript is spliced from 5 exons. The coding region runs from base 1 to 1818 and encodes 605 amino acids. Lineage: Eukaryota; Fungi; Ascomycota; Sordariomycetes; Magnaporthales; Pyriculariaceae. Gene Ontology annotation, molecular function: telomeric repeat DNA binding; protein binding; telomerase RNA binding. Gene Ontology annotation, biological process: nuclear-transcribed mRNA catabolic process, nonsense-mediated decay. Gene Ontology annotation, cellular component: telomerase holoenzyme complex.